Trichomonas vaginalis G3 is the source of this 729-nucleotide messenger RNA. RefSeq lists its product as uncharacterized. The record is from RefSeq and is a predicted model, not a curated record. NCBI's taxonomy places the organism in Eukaryota, Parabasalia, Trichomonadida, Trichomonadidae. Bases 1 to 729 code for a protein of 242 amino acids. The transcript has a single exon.
AUGUUCGCAUUUUUAUUGAUCAAUAUUUGGUCUGCAGACAUAUCUAUUGAAGGAUGCACAUACCAAAAUUCAUUCACGGUAGGAAUGGGGUCACACUUAACACGUACAGUUUCGAAAGGCACUGUUUUAUGCAUAGAAGGGUCAGUAUUAAUAAAAUCCGAUAACCCAUUUGUCGCUACAUAUAAAAUCAUUGAAAAAGAUCGUCAAGGAACGAAAAUUAUUAUUAAAACAGGAACAAAAGAAAAUCCUUUUUUAUUUGGAGCCAAAAUGAAAGAAAAUGAAAUGAAGAUUGAAGCAAUGGAUCCUUCACAAGAUUUGAAAUUAGAAAUUGUUGGUAUUAGAACAUCAGAUCCCAAUCUAUUAAGAUCAUAUAGCAUUUUUACGACAAUGAAAUCAUUCAAUAAAGUCAUUGAAAUAACACCAAAAAGAGCAUUAGAUGUAUUCACGUGGAAUCAAUAUCCACUAAAUUUCUCUGUGAACCCUCGAAUGGUAUAUAAAGAGUUCUCUAAUCUAACUAGUUUUUCUCAAAGUUUUUCUCAACCAACGAGUUUCAAAUAUUGGCUUGGUUUAACCACACGUUUUGAGCCAAUUGCGGAGAAAGUUAAUGUUGUAUGGGAAGAAGAUACUACUGAACAACCAAUUUCCGGUUUCAAAAAUCCAUUUGGUGAAGAUGUAUUAUAUUUUCUCCCAAAUGAAGAUGCAUUCACACUUGAAGAAGUUAUCAAAUAA